This is a messenger RNA of Hyaloscypha bicolor E, 237 nucleotides long. RefSeq lists its product as uncharacterized. The transcript has 2 exons. The annotation marks the transcript as partial. The record is from RefSeq and is a predicted model, not a curated record. NCBI's taxonomy places the organism in Eukaryota, Fungi, Ascomycota, Leotiomycetes, Helotiales, Hyaloscyphaceae.
UUCUUCGAAGAAAACGGCUCGGACUUCACAAUCGUGAACGCGAAAGGAGAAGGCUUGUUGCAUGCGUGUGCCAAAGGGGGGGAGUCUCCUGCUCGGACAUACGGUGCGGAUAGGAUUAGCCAAUGGUUGAUGGAGGUUCAAGACUUGGAUCCCCUGGCGGAGGAUAUAGAGAGUAGGAGCGCGCUUGAUGUCGCGACUGCGAGUGGCUGUACUGGGAUUUUGGAGUUGUUUAGGAGG